Messenger RNA from Necator americanus (New World hookworm), 288 nucleotides. RefSeq lists its product as uncharacterized. Lineage: Eukaryota; Metazoa; Nematoda; Chromadorea; Rhabditida; Ancylostomatidae. The transcript has a single exon. The coding region runs from base 1 to 288 and encodes 95 amino acids. The record is from RefSeq and is a predicted model, not a curated record.
AUGACGAUCUGUAUUUGUAACGCCCGGACGCUUGCAUCGGAUGCAGCCAUUGAAGAUCUGAUGAUGCAAGCCAGGAAGUUUAUGUACGACGUCAUCCGACUGACAGAGAGGAGACGAUGCCACCCACAGAACGCCGUCUAUGACACUGCAGAAGAACUGUUCUUAGGAAUAUGUGACAGUAGAAGAGUUGGUGGAGCCGGUGUCCUCGUCAACACGAGUAUGGCAAAGAAUAUAGACUUUUUCAAACAACAUACAACCCGACUCGGACGUCUGUUCAUUCCACUGUAG